Molecule: messenger RNA, 2571 nt
Organism: Culex quinquefasciatus (southern house mosquito)
Lineage: Eukaryota; Metazoa; Arthropoda; Insecta; Diptera; Culicidae
Product: esterase B1
Exons: 8
Coding region: 204-2174 (656 amino acids)
Molecular function (GO): hydrolase activity
Source: RefSeq, a predicted model, not a curated record
GCAGUCAGCUGGGACGGUCGUGGUUUUUUGUUGUUGUUGCAAAGUUCGGUUCUUCGGAGUUUCGGCGUUUCGGAGUGUGGCAGAGGCUGCUCGGCACAGUGGAAUUGGAUAUCUGACCAUCAAUCAGCAGCAGUGUUCUCUAGAGAAAAAAAAAAGUGUCGCAAAUACGAGUAUUUUUUUUUUCGGUUGUGUCCAACUGGCCCAUGUUCGGCAGAUCGGCAUGCAGCUUUAGGGGUGGAAAACUGUCCAUAAUGAUGAAGCUGCUAAUACUGUCACUGCUGUCGAUUGGGGCUGCCCACUCGAGCUACGCGCUGCCACCGUCCACGUUCGGCGAUGCCCUGGCCAGUGCCGGCCAGCUGUCCAACAAGUUGAAGGAAACCGUCGCAUGGAAGACUUUCGCCGGAAUCGCACGCGAGUCGGACUCGCUCAACUCGCUGGUGAAGUUCAUCCCCCGAACGACGAUGGGUUUCGUGCGGGAAGUGGUCAACACGUUCCGGCAAAAGGACACCCGCGCCAUCGUCCUAACCCGGUUGGGUGCCCUCGAGGGUCGGAUCCAGAAGGUAAAGGGCGGAGCCCGCGGGGAGUUUUUCGCCUUCAAGGGUAUCCGCUACGGACAGGCCCCGGUUGGGCCGUUGCGGUUUAAGGCGCCCGUGGCGGAGCUGCCGUGGAAGGGCAUCAAGGGUGCCCUGCGGGAGGCGUCCGUGUGUCCCCACCGGAGUAUGCUGCUGGACAACUUCAAGGGCAGCGAGGACUGUCUGUUUCUGAACGUGUACACGCCGGACUUGCCGAUCGGAGACUACAACCCCAACUUCCCAGUCAUGGUCUGGGUCCAUGGCGGUGCCUUCUCGUUCGGCUCCGGCAACGCCUUCCUGUACGGUCCGGACUACCUCGUCCCGGAGGGGGUGGUGCUGGUCACCUUCAAUUACCGAUUGGGUCCGCUCGGGUUCCUGAGCGUCGGUCGUGACGCUCCUGGAAACGCCGGCCUCAAGGAUCAGGUGCUAGCCCUUAAGUGGGUCCGAGAUAACAUUGCGGCGUUCGGGGGUAAUCCGAAGGAGGUCACCAUUUUCGGUCAAUCGGCGGGAGCCGUUUCGGUGCACAUGCUGAUGAUGUCUCCGUUGGCGAAGGGUCUGUUCCACAAGGCGAUCGCCCAGAGUGGUUCCGCGCUGAAUCCGUGGGCGAUGGCUACGAACCCGAAGGAGAGGGCGUUCCGGCUGGGGGCUCUGAUGGGUUGUUAUACGAACGAUACGGAAGAGUUGUUGUAUUAUCUGAGGAGGGCAAGCCCGCAGAAGAUCGUUGAUCUGGCUUCGCGUACGAUCACGCAGGAGGACGUUAAGCGGAGCAUAGGGUUGCCGUUUGUGCCAUCGGUGGAGAACUGGACCGGGGGGGACGCUUCCGAUGAGGCUCCGCUGAUUUCGGAAGAUCCGUUGACGAUAAUGAAGAGCGGAAAGUACAACAAUGUCCCGCUGAUUGUGGGCUUCAACUCGCACGAAGCUAUGCUGUUCUUGAGACGAGUCCACAAGGAUCCAAACCUGCUGCAAAACAUCGACGGUGACUUCCAGCGGUUGAUUCCGGUUGAUCUGGAAGUGAAACGUGAUUCUGAAGAGGGGGCUCGGUUAGCGCGUUCAAUGCGCAAGUUUUACCUGAACGAUGAGCACAUUACCAACUCGACUGUUCAGAAUCUGAUGGACCUAAUGUCGGACGUGAUGUUCGAGCACGGGAUCGCCGAUAUGGCCCGGCUGCACGCGGCCCACAACGGGCACGACUCGACCUGGCUGUACCGGUUCGCGUACGACGGUGCCCUCGGCAUCUACAAGCGGAUACUGGGCAUCGAGUGGCCGGGGUCGUGCCACGGCGACGAGCUGGGUUACCUGUUUCACUUUGGCGUGCUCAACAUCCGGCUGGACAACUCGUCGCUGGAGCUGCAAACCAUGACCAAGAUGACGCGGAUGUGGACCAACUUUGCCAAGUACAGCAACCCAACGCCGUACGGGGCGAACGACGCCGUGGUCGGGCUGCGCUGGCCCUGCCUGAUUCCGAACUCGAUGACGGACCUGCCGUACCUGGACGUGACGAACAGUAUGACGGCACGGCACAACCCGGACGCUGAACGGCUUCGCUUCUGGGAUCGCACCUACGAAAAGUACAACGGCCCCAUCCUGGAGGGGCGCAGCUAGACGCAGAUUCCGAGGGUGUUUUUAAAAUUAGUGUUUAAAAAAAAAAGAAGUUGAAAAUAGCUAUUAUUUCUGCAAAACAAAACAAGAUGGAACUUUUUUUCCAGUGCUGCUAUAUUAGAAAACAGAAUCAUGUAUUUUUAAACAUUGCUUUUCUCGCGGUAGAUAAAAGUAUGAGUGAGAUUGAGUGAGUCCGAUGCCAGUUUUAAUAAGUGAGAGGUUUUUGGCGGAAAACUUUCUUGUAUUUGAAAAUUCUAGUUUCCUAGUUGAGUAAGCCUUUAGAAAACUAGUGAAUUCGUUGCGUUUUUUUUCGGAUAGUUUUAGGUGAACCAGAUUAUUGACUGACUGACGAAAAUGUGUUUUAAAAGAAGAUGAAAUAAACGAUACCUGUUCUAUAAAA